Molecule: messenger RNA, 1517 nt
Organism: Argiope bruennichi
Lineage: Eukaryota; Metazoa; Arthropoda; Arachnida; Araneae; Araneidae
Gene: Rpn6
Product: 26S proteasome non-ATPase regulatory subunit 11-like
Exons: 12
Coding region: 96-1403 (435 amino acids)
Biological process (GO): ubiquitin-dependent protein catabolic process
Cellular component (GO): proteasome regulatory particle, lid subcomplex
Molecular function (GO): structural molecule activity
Source: RefSeq, a predicted model, not a curated record
AAUAAAGUAGUUCCUUUCAUUGGCAACAUUCAGUUUGGCCGGCGCGUUUCUAACUGUAAACACAUAUUUAAUUACAAAAUUUCAUAUCUCUAAAAAUGUCGGGUGCUGUGAAGAUUAUUGGUAGACCAGAAAAGUUCAAGAAGAACCGCAGUACUGAAAAAUCAGAUGGAGUGGAGCAACUCAAAAAAUUAGCUCAGGACAGUGUAAAACCUGAUGUACCUCCAGAGGAAGAAGAAGAUGAGAUCCUCGAUGAGGAGGGCCUUCGUCUCAAAGAACAAAAUAUCUUGGAACAGGGGCAGCUGCUCAGUCGUACAGGAAAGGCUGUUGAAUUGGGCAACUUGAUAAAAUCAACUAGACCAUUUUUGAAUAAAAUCAGCAAAGCCAAAGCAUCCAAAUUAGUUCGAGCUCUUGUAGAUCUCUUUUUAGACAUGGAAGCUGAGACUGGAAUGGAAGUAGAUCUGUGUGUCGAGUGUAUUGAGUGGGCCAAACAAGAAAAAAGAACUUUUCUGAGACAAUCUCUUGAAGCAAGAUUGAUCGCUUUAUAUUAUGAUACACACAGAUAUUCUGAUGCCUUACAAUUAGGAAGUGGUUUAUUGAAAGAACUGAAAAAGAUGGAUGACAAAAAUCUUUUGGUGGAAGUCCAGCUUUUAGAGAGCAAAGUUUAUCAUGCCCUGAGCAAUUUACCGAAAGCAAGAGCUGCUCUGACCUCUGCUCGAACAACUGCCAAUGCAAUCUAUUGUCCUCCUAAACUUCAAGCAGCCUUGGACUUGCAAUCUGGUAUUCUUCAUGCAGCAGAUGAAAAAGAUUUUAAGACAGCCUUCUCAUAUUUUUAUGAAGCAUUUGAAGGAUACGACUCUGUAGAUAGUCCAAAAGCCAUGCAAUCGCUCAAAUACAUGUUACUUUCCAAGGUUAUGCUCAACCAACCAGAUGAAGUGUCUUCCAUCAUUCUUGGAAAACUGGUACUAAAAUAUGCUGGCCCUGAAGUCGAUGCUCUGAAAGCCAUUGCUCAAGCAAGUCGUAAAAGGUCCAUGGCUGAUUUCCAACAGGCUCUUGUAAAAUUUAGAAAAGAAUUAGUGGAAGAUCCUUUUAUCAAAUCUCAUUUGAAUACUUUAUAUGAUACCAUGUUAGAACAGAAUUUGUGCCGGAUUAUUGAACCAUUUUCUAGAGUGCAAGUAUCGCAUAUAGCAAAAAUCAUCAACUUGACUGUGGAUCAAGUAGAGAAGAAAUUGUCUCAGAUGAUUCUAGAUAAGAAAUUUAAUGGCAUUUUAGAUCAGGGAGAAGGAGUGCUGAUCAUCUUUGAAGAUGCCCCCAUCAAUCAGACAUAUGAAAAGACCUUGGAGACCAUCCAGAGCCUCGGGAAAGUGGUUGAUGCCCUGUAUCAAAAAGCCACCAAACUCUCUUAAGGGGACUUGUGUUUUAAUGCAUCAUCAAAACUGUUUCUUAAUAUAUUAUAUAUAUAUAUAUAUGAAUAAGGUUGUAUAAAAGAGGAAAUUCAUUAUAAAGUACUUAUUCUUUCA